Messenger RNA from Pelecanus crispus (Dalmatian pelican), 2020 nucleotides. NCBI's taxonomy places the organism in Eukaryota, Metazoa, Chordata, Aves, Pelecaniformes, Pelecanidae. The record is from RefSeq and is a predicted model, not a curated record.
CCUUUUUUCUGUCUCCAGGAUAGUUAUCCAUUCACAGGAGAAAGAAAACUCUGAUCCGGAUUAUAUUCCCAUCAAUAGCCGCUUUAAAUGCGUACAAGAGGCAGAAGAAACUCUACUGAUUGAUAUAGCUACAAACACAGGCUGUAAGGUCCGGAUACAAGGUGAUGAGACAGCGGAGCGGCUCUUUGAAAUCCCUGAUGAGGAGCGUUGCUUAGGAUUCCUUUCAGAAGUGCAGAGCAUACAGGAAGCCCACCUGAAAGCGUCUCUUCCUGAACCUAAGGACUCAGCCAGCUGGCAUCAGGUGGAGAAGAACCUCCCAGGUCUAUCGCAGGCCUUUUCGUUGGGAGCUCUGGGGUUUGAGGAUGACUUCAACGCUCUAAGCCUAGAAGAGAAAAGAAACAUGCAAAACCACCAAACGGGAUCUCGGCGGGAACCCCCGCCUCCUCCUGUGCUUCGAAGUAGGCAAUUUCACCGAGAGAGAGAAGGUACGUCAAGAGACCAGCCAAAAGUGACCAACACUAUGCGCAAAAUGUUUUUGCCCAGCACCCAGUCGGGCCAAAGAGAAGGCCUCAUCAAACAUCUGCUUGCCAAGAGAGAGAAGUCAUAUGUCAACCUUCACAACUUCAGAUUUUUUGUGGGAACAUGGAAUGUGAACGGGCAGUCUCCAGACAGCAGCUUGGAACCCUGGCUGAUGUGCGACGCAGAGCCUCCAGACUUCUGUUGCAUCGGGUUCCAGGAGCUGGACCUCAGCACGGAGGCUUUUUUCUACUUAGAUUCUGUAAAGGAGCAAGAAUGGCUGACUGCUGUGGAGAAGUCCCUGCACCCUCAGGCUAAGUAUAAGAAAGUGCAAAUGGUCCGUCUAGUUGGGAUGAUGUUGCUCAUAUUUGCUAAGAAGGAUCAGCUGAGCAAUAUCAGAGAGAUCAUGACGGCGUCUGUGGGCACGGGAGUCAUGGGAAAGAUGGGCAACAAGGGCGGUGUGGCGGUGAGGUUCGUGUUCCACAACACGACCUUCUGCAUUGUCAAUUCCCACCUCGCUGCUCACGUGGAGGACUUUGAGCGGCGAAAUCAGGAUUAUAAGGAAAUCUGUGCUCGGAUGAGUUUUGUAACCCUUGAUGACAAUCUACCUCAGUUCAACAUCAUGAAACACGAUGUUGUCAUCUGGCUAGGAGACUUGAACUACAGGCUUUGUCUCCCUGAUGCCAGUGAGGUGAAAAGUCUUAUCAGUAAGAAUGAGCUUCAGAAAUUGCUGAUAUACGACCAGCUGAAUAUUCAGCGCACUCAGAAGAAAGCAUUUGCGGAUUUUACCGAGGGAGAGAUUAAAUUCAUCCCCACGUAUAAAUAUGACCCUAAAACAGAUCGCUGGGACUCCAGUGGAAAGUGUCGUGUGCCAGCGUGGUGUGAUCGAAUCCUUUGGAGAGGAGGGAACAUAAAUCAGCUCCGGUAUUGCAGUCAUAUGGAUCUGAAGACUAGUGACCACAAGCCAGUCAGCGCACUUUUCCGCAUCAAGGUAAAGGUUGUGGAUGAGCAGAGGUAUCGGAAGGUGUUCGAAGACAUCGUUCGUUUAAUGGACAGAAUGGAGAAUGACUUUCUUCCUUCGCUGGAGCUAAGCAGCAGAGAAUUUGAGUUUGAGAAUGUGAAGUUCCGUCAGCUGCAGAAGCAGAAGUUCCAGAUUACCAAUAAUGGGCAGGUCCCCUGUCACUUCUCCUUCAUCCCAAAGCUCAACGAUCGACACUACUGUAAGCCAUGGCUUCGGGCCGAGCCUUGUGAAGGUUACUUGGAGCCAGAUGAGAGCAUGGACAUCUCCCUGGACGUGUACGUCAGCAAGGACUCGGUAACCCUUCUGAACUCUGGCGAGGAUAAAAUUGAGGAUAUUCUUGUCCUUCACUUGGACCGAGGGAAGGACUAUUUCCUUACCAUCAGUGGGACCUACCUGCCCAGCUGCUUUGGCACCUCCCUGGAGGCCUUAUGCCGAAUGAGGCGACCGAUCCGAGAAGUUCCAGUCACCAAACUCAUUGACCUG